AAUUUGGGCACCUAAAAGAUAAAUUAAUAGGAAUAGGGACCCUACUGCUAUCUAUUUUCUCUCCGGUGAGCAAUGACCAUUAAAAAUUCAUAUUUAAUAAUUUUGUGACUUCUUUGUUCUUAACUUCCUUUGGUGAUCCAGCCAUGAACGCCGUGCCCAUUUCUCCAGCUGAUCUACUACAAGACCAAAUCAACGGUAGUGAUUCCGACACGAAUCUCGAUGAGGACGACGCUCCCGAAUACUACGAGCCGAUUUCCGCCGUCGCUGAUGAUGACAACGACGAUGAAGAAGAAGAUCGUACUCGAACCAGAGAGAACGGACACGUAGACGAUACAACUGGAUUUCACUCUAAUGGUGAUUAUUACGCGAGGCAAUUUGAGAAUGGAGUGUCGUCCCUCAAUCUGAAUAACGACGAUUUAGAACUUAGCAAGAGCAGUAGCGAAGCCGAAGAUGAAGAAGAGGAGAGCAUGGGAGAAGAUGAUGACACAGCAGCGAUGAGAGCUUUCAGAGAGGACGAGAUUCGGAGAAACGCGCCAUUGACGACUGAGAAUGCUACGAGGGUUAUGGAGGCUAUGCGCGGUAUUUCGUUCAGUGGUGUGGCUCCAGAUUGGGCGGACAGCGUCUCUGGGAACCACUUGAUCGACCACCUUCGCAGACUCAGGCAGCCACCACCGCAAACUUAGUGCUUAGACCAUAUUCCUUGUAGUUCGAUAUUCGGGUUCUCGAUUGUGUGUGUGUUUGAAGUUGGCUAGGUGAUUAUGUCUACAAUGUAAUGUGUUGUAUGUUAGAGCUCAUAUGAUUUGAUUACUUUUUUUUCUUUUCUAUGACAUGAUAUUCAAGUAGAAUCAAACUAUUUGCUCAAGUAAAAGUAAUCAAUUGUUCUGUGAUCGCCCAAACUAAAUGCAAAACUCAUUUUGUAAAAA
This is a messenger RNA of Cannabis sativa, 923 nucleotides long. RefSeq lists its product as uncharacterized. The record is from RefSeq and is a predicted model, not a curated record. Lineage: Eukaryota; Viridiplantae; Streptophyta; Magnoliopsida; Rosales; Cannabaceae. The transcript has 2 exons. The coding region runs from base 144 to 683 and encodes 179 amino acids.